Messenger RNA from Gryllus bimaculatus (two-spotted cricket), 576 nucleotides. The record is from the annotation of a GenBank genome assembly. Lineage: Eukaryota; Metazoa; Arthropoda; Insecta; Orthoptera; Gryllidae.
AUGCCAAAACGAGGACAAUCAAAUUUUGAUCGUCUAUUCAAAUUGCGACCUUUGCUGGAUCACAUGAAUCAAGUUUUCAAGCAGCUAUAUAAAUCUUCGCUUUUCUUGUCAAUUGAUGAGUCAAUGGUGGGCUUCAAAGGGAGAAGUUCUUUGAAGCAGUACAUGCCUAUGAAACUCAUCAAAAGAGGUUUCAACAUCUGGGUAAUCGCUUGUGCAGUUACAGGUUAUUGCUUGGGCAUGCCUGUGUAUGAAGGGAAAUAUGAAGGCGACAAGACAUCAAAAUCAUUAGGUGAACGAGUUGUAGAAGAACUUAGCAGCGCUUUAGAAGGUUUAGGAUAUUGCUUUUUUUGUCAUUUUUUUUCACACAUUGGCAUGAUGAAAACACUGUUAACCAAAAAGCUAUUUGCUUGUGGAACAAUAAGACAAAAAACACGAAAAUUCUUUCCAAGGGAUAAACUUGUUUCGGGCCGACAUCUGAAAAUGGGAGAAUGUGACGCAGUAAUGUCUGGAGAUAUUGGCAUUUCGAAAUGGAAAGACAGAGGUAAGAAGUGUUACUGUUAUCAGCACUAUGCAUAA